Messenger RNA from Lutra lutra (Eurasian river otter), 3388 nucleotides. RefSeq names its product Cdk5 and Abl enzyme substrate 1 (gene CABLES1). The record is from RefSeq and is a predicted model, not a curated record. The transcript has 10 exons. Lineage: Eukaryota; Metazoa; Chordata; Mammalia; Carnivora; Mustelidae. Bases 291 to 2210 code for a protein of 639 amino acids. Gene Ontology annotation, biological process: nervous system development; regulation of cell cycle. Gene Ontology annotation, cellular component: cytosol.
CGGCUGGAGACUGCAGGGGCGGGCAGGGCCGGGGGCCUGCGAUCCGCGGCGGGUCGGCCAGUCAGCCAGCCAGCGAGCAAGCCGCGCGCGUGGGCCGGGGCGGCGGCGUCCCCGGCCGCAGCACCGAGGGGCGAGCAUGGCCCGCCCGCGGGGGGGCCGGGCCGCCGUGCACGCCGCCCGCGCCCCGCGCCCUGCCCAGCCCGGGUCACCCGCGCUCGAGCUCGCCGCUUAGCACUCCCGCGCCUCUCGCUUUUCCGGGCAGCGCGGAAAUAUCGCCGCAGACGGACACAAUGGCGGCGACUGCCGCCACCGCCGGCACGGCCGCCUGCAGCAGCAGGAGCAGCAACAGCAGCAGCAGCAGCAGCGCCGGCACCGACGCCGCGGGCACCAGCGGAUUGCAGCAGCCGCCGCCGCAGCCCCAGCCCGCGGCCGCCGCGCCGGCCCAGCCGCCGCCGCCCGAGCCCCCCAGGAAGCCGCGUAUGGACCCGCGGCGCCGCCAAGCUGCCCUCUCCUUCCUCACCAACAUCUCGCUGGACGGCCGGCCGCCGUUGCAGGACGAGGGGUGGGGCGGCAGCGAGGAGAGCGGCGCGGCCAAGCCGGGCGCCGGCAGCGCCUUUGGCGCGAGGACUCGGCUCAGCCUGAUCGCCGCCGCCGAGCGGGGCGGCUGUAACGCGCUGGCAGCGGCGGGCACGGCGGCGGCGGUGGCAGCCGGAUGGGGCCCCUGCCUCCCGCAGCCCUCGCCGCUGUCACCCCUGGUCCCCGGCGGCCACGCUGCGGGGCCCGGACCCGGGGCGACCCGGGGCUUCGUGAGCCCCUUGGGCGCGGGCCGGGCGUCGGGGGAGCAGUUACAGCCGCCCCGGCCGGCGCCUCUCGCCUACUGCGCUCCGCCGCAGCCGCCCGACGGGCCCCGGGACGCCGGGCAGGAGCAGUUGGAGGAGGACGAUGCCUUUUUCAGCGUGCAGGUGCCGGCGGCCGCCUUUUUAGGCUCCGGGACCCUCGGGAGUGGGAGCGGCAGUCGGGGUCGCCUCAACUCGUUCACUCAGGGAAUCCUGCCCAUCGCCUUCUCCAGGCAGACUUCGCAGAACUACUGCUCCCUGGAACAGCCGGGCCAGGGGGCCAGCACCAGCGCCUUGGAACAGUUGCAGAGGUCCCGACGUCGCCUCAUCUCCCAGAGAUCAUCCUUGGAGACCCUGGAAGAUAUUGAGGAGAAUGCCCCUCUGCGGAGAUGUCGAACUCUCUCAGGUUCGCCCAGACCAAAGAACUUUAAGAAGAUUCAUUUUAUCAAGAACAUGCGGCAGCACGAUACCAGGAAUGGCAGAAUAGUCCUUAUCAGUGGCAGAAGAUCCUUCUGUAGUAUAUUUUCAGUGCUGCCCUAUCGUGACAGUGCCCAAGUUGGGGAUUUGAAGUUGGAUGGAGGGAAGCAGUCCACAGGUGCGGUGAGCUUGAAAGAGAUCAUUGGACUUGAAGGUGUGGAGCUGGGAGCUGACGGGAAGACUGUUUCCUACACGCAGUUUCUGUUACCCACAAAUGCCUUUGGAGUCCGGAGAAAUACCAUAGACUCCGCCUCCUCCUUCUCCCAAUUCCGUAACCUGAGCCACCGCAGUCUCUCCAUAGGACGCGCAAGCAGCACCCAGGGGAGCCUGGACACAGGUAGCGACCUGGGAGACUUCAUGGACUAUGACCCAAAUCUCUUGGAUGACCCCCAGUGGCCUUGUGGCAAGCACAAGCGAGUUCUGAUCUUUCCUUCGUACAUGACCACAGUAAUCGACUAUGUGAAGCCCUCAGAUCUCAAGAAGGACAUGAAUGAGACCUUCAAGGAGAAGUUUCCUCACAUUAAGUUGACACUCAGCAAAAUAAGGAGUCUGAAGCGAGAGAUGCGGAAGCUUGCCCAGGAUGACUGUGGCUUCGAGGAGCCCACAGUGGCCAUGGCCUUUGUCUAUUUUGAGAAGCUCGCCCUCAAGGGAAAGCUGAACAAACAGAACCGGAAGCUUUGUGCUGGAGCGUGUGUACUGUUAGCAGCCAAAAUCGGAAGUGACCUCAAAAAACACGAAGUCAAGCAUUUAAUUGACAAACUGGAAGAGAAGUUCCGGCUGAAUAGACGAGAACUGAUUGCCUUUGAAUUCCCAGUGUUAGUGGCCUUGGAGUUUGCUCUCCACCUGCCGGAGCACGAAGUCAUGCCCCAUUACAGACGCCUGAUCCAGAGCUCCUAGCACAGGCCCCAAGGAGGGGUAGAGACCACUUCCUCUGAGCCCAUGGAACAGCACUUGCUACUGGAAAUGCAAAAACAGAACUUGACAUACCAACCUUUUUUCUUCUCAACAUGUUUUUGGGUAGAAGCAGUACUGGAAACUUUUCAGGGAGUCCUGGUCUGGCUAGCCAGGAUGAGCCGGGAGUGGUUUAUUACACAGCAGGGGAAGGGAGACCUGUGCAGAAGGUGGCAGGCAGCCUUUUGGCUUUCCCCUGGUAAGAGUUCCCCGCUGUCCCCACCCUGGGGUUCUUCCCUGGGCCCAUCCAAACCUCGAAAGCAUGGUUCAGGGCCUCCCCUGCAGACCUGAUCCAAAGUUCUAGAACAGAGUGGGGAAGAGAAUUUGUAGCAGCUGGGGGAGAGCUUUUAAAAGAUAUCCUCACUCUAUCAAAAGAGUGUGCCAAUCUGUUUUUGUGUCAGCUCUUGGAAGUGCACUCCCGUCCCGUCCUGUGCUCCCCCUCACCCCCGGGGUGAGAACGUGAGUGUCUGAGAGAUUCUCCAACAGCCCGCCUCCUCGGCCCCGCAAAGCCAGUCCUGCCCGCCAGAGAGCAGCCUGACCUUCGGUCAUUAGUUCUAAAUAAUCUCUGGGUCAUGACAUCCUCUACUCUUAGAAAAUGCCAUAGUUUCUGUUACCGCUCCUACCACCAACGGGACAAAGGACAAGUUCUCAGUGCCGGUCACGGGGAAUGGCAUGGCGGGCGGCGCCCUGUGCCUUCCCGUCCCCGCGCGCGCUGAAGUUGGCCCUUGGCACCUCCCGGCUGUGGAUCGUCCGGGGCUGCGCUCCGUGGUGUGUAUUCCUGUACUCUACGUUAGAGUGCGUCAUAGGCACAUUGACUGUGCUCGCUCCGUAUCACAGGUUUUCUCAAACUCCACAGUAGGCGUCAGCCACCCGCUGGGUGUUCGGAGGCGCCUGAUAGCCGGGACAUGCGGCAUCUGGAGCCGCAGCUCUGUCACCCGAGGAGGCAGGGACUGCUCGAUGCCUGGACAGCUGUCUGCAGAGCUGCGGCUGGAACUCACCCCCGCCGGCCUCCACAACCUGUCCCGAGGCACGUGGCCGCAAGACAUCUCCCUGCUGGAGCUCACCUGACAGGAGGCGGCCUGGGGCCCUGUGAAAAGAGAAUUAAAAUAUUUUGUUUCUAUAUA